Messenger RNA from Branchiostoma belcheri (Belcher's lancelet), 1810 nucleotides. Its product is annotated as organic cation transporter protein-like. Gene Ontology annotation, cellular component: membrane. The transcript is spliced from 11 exons. The record is from RefSeq and is a predicted model, not a curated record. Bases 49 to 1758 code for a protein of 569 amino acids. Lineage: Eukaryota; Metazoa; Chordata; Leptocardii; Amphioxiformes; Branchiostomatidae. Gene Ontology annotation, biological process: transmembrane transport. Gene Ontology annotation, molecular function: transmembrane transporter activity.
CUUAAGACGUCCGUAAGACCCAGAGUUAGUUACAUACGCAAGUGCACCAUGUUACCUUUCGACGAGAUUUUGACCAAGUACCUUGGUGAGUUCGGUCUGUACCAGGGAUGGGUUCUCUUCCUGAUGUGCUUCGCGGAGAUCCCCGUGGGUUUCCACCAGGUCGCCUCGGUGUUCCUGGCCGCCGUGCCCGCCCACCACUGCUCGGUGCCCGGGCUCGUCACCAGCCGGGACUGCCAGCCGCUUCCACGGGCCCUGGACAUGAGCUUACCCUGGACCCAAGAGAAGAACGAGAGUCGGCAAUAUUCACAGUGCUUAAGGUAUAACCUUACAGAACAGGAAUAUAACGUGAGUUCCGCGGAGUUCUGGCAGACACACUCCCCCGAGAGUCUGUCAGCCGGCGGGACCCUCAGCUGUGACCGGGGCUGGGAGUACGACUGUGAAACCUUCACUUCUACUAUCGUCACGGAGUGGGACAUCGUGUGCUCUGCCAGCUGGCUGAAGCGGCUGACCACAGCCCUGUACAUGGUGGGGGUGAUGGUGGGGGCUGUGGUGUUCGGAGACUUGGCGGACAGGUUGGGCCGGCGCCCGUCGUACCUCCUAAGCCUGGUGAUCCAGUGUGUGUUCGGAGUGGCCGCCGCCUUCUCUCCCAACCUGGUUCUCUUCGUCAUCUUCCGCUUCUUCGUCGGCGCCGCCACGUCAGGAGUCAUCAUCGUGUCCUGCGUUAUGGUUGCGGAGUUUGUGGGCCCCAGUGAGCGGGUGAAGGUGGGCGUGUUCCGCCCGAUGUUCUUCGCGGUGGGAGAGAUCAUUUUCGCGGGGAUCGCGUACGGGAUCCGCGACUGGCGCAUGCUGCAGCUCGCCAUCUCACUGCCGAACCUGCUCUACAUUCCCUACUUCUGGUGGUGCCCUGAAAGUCCUCGAUGGCUGAUGUCACGUGAUCAAGAGAAGGCGAAGGAGGUCACACUGCGCAUGGCGAGGGUGAACAAGGUCAAUGUCCCGGAUGAAGCAUUUUCGUCCGAAGAUCCAGAGUCUAUCAAGGAAGAAUCAUCUCGGAAGUACAGUAUCGUGGACCUACUGCGCACGCCCAACAUGAGGACGAGGUCGCUCAAGUGUUUCUACGUCUGGUUCACGUGCAGUCUGGUGUUCUACGGCUUCUCCCUGAACAUCACGGACCUGAGCGGAAACAUCUACUUGAACUUCCUCAUCUCCUCCCUCAUGGAGUUUCCUGCUUACGUGUCCCUGCUGUACCUGCAGGAGAGAUUCGGACGGAAGAUCCCGGUGUUCACCUACCUGUUCCUGACCGGCCUGGGACUCAUCAUCGUCACUGUCCUCCCACCAGGCCCUAGUCGUGUGGCUGUGGCGAUGUUGUCUAAGCUGUGCAUCACUGGCGGGUUUCAGGGCAUCAUGAUCUACUCCAUAGAGCUCUUCCCUACCGUUGUCAGGAACACCGGCAUGGGUUCCUCCUCCAUGGCUGCUCGCUUCGGCGCCACCAUCUCGCCCUUCCUGUGGCUCCUAGCGGACUUUUGGAGACCUGCACCCUACCUGCUGUUCAGCAUCAUGACGGUUCUAGCCGGGCUGCUCUGCAUGCUGCUGCCCGAGACUAAAGGUCUGCAGCUGCCGCAAACUCUGGAGGACGGGGAGGAGUUCGGGAAAGGAGUUGCUAAGAAGAUGAUAGACACGGUUCUUACCACCCUCAAACUCAAGAAGGGAAACGAUGACGUGGAAGACAAGGUCCAGGACACAUGUCAGACCCUCAUCUAGAAACCUGGAUCAAAUCUUUGCAUGUUGUCACUAGUAUGUAAUUUAGACCCUG